This is a messenger RNA of Cladocopium goreaui, 1778 nucleotides long. The record is from the annotation of a GenBank genome assembly. Lineage: Eukaryota; Dinophyceae; Suessiales; Symbiodiniaceae.
AUGGGGUGGAUCUUUUUGGGCUGCAGAGUCGCUGACUCUCCUGCGUUAGCUAAGGAUUUGGGUAGGCUGCUCUUUCACGAUCAGGUCUAUGUCAUAGUUCGGGCAAUCUUUUUUCUGCCCAUCUCGAUUGUGAUCUUCUUUGUGGAAUGGUCACGCGGCACCAGAGAAGCUCCCUUGCUCAAAGUCUCCAGAGAAGCAAAGGCAGAGCAUGCAAAACGCGUGGAGAAGGUUGCGCAGAGUGUCAAGAGCCAAGCAGGGGAAGGCGCUCAGCUUUUUACAUCGCGACCUGAUCGGGAGCGCAUUAGUUCCCGAAUCUUGGCUCCUCGAAAGCAGAAGAUCGACACCAGCGAACUGAAGAACCUCGUGGAGGUGGACACAGAGAAGGGGUUUGCUGUAGUCGAACCACGCCUGCGCAUGGUGGAGUUGUCCCAUUUCUUGCUCUCAUCAGAAGCCCAGAUUUAUCCUCGGGAACGGCCUUGGUCCAGGCAAGGCUACUCCGUCCCAUGCGUUCCUGAACUUGAUGACCUGACGGUAGGUGGGUUGCUGAUGGGCUGUGGCAUUGAGUCCACCUCAUGGAAGUACGGCAUGUUCAAUGAAAUUUGCCAAUGCUACGAGAUUGUAACCUGCACCGGUGAGGUGCAAAGCGUCACUGAGGAGAGUGAUAAGGAGCUGUUCCACACCUUGCCCUGGAGCCAUGGUACUCAUGGAAUUUUGGUAUCUGCCACCCUACGCAUCAUCCCAGCCAAGCCGUUUGUGCGGCUUCAGCUGACGCACUGCGAGGAUAGAGAUUCUUUGUGCAAAACCUUGGAGAGUUCAGUUGGCACUGGGGAUCACGAAUUUGUCGAGGGCCUUGCCUUCAAUCCCAGUUUUGCUGUCGUGAUGACAGGCUCGUACGUCGAUGCACCAGAUGCAUCCGAUGAGAUUCUAUCCCUAGGGAAGUGGCAUGAUCCUUGGUUCUUCAAGCAGGUGCAAGAAAAAAAAGAAGGUGAGGUUUGCUGGAGCACCACCGAAUAUUUGCAUCGACACUCCAAAAGUAUCUUCUGGGAGUUGGCAUAUUUGCAGCCAUGGGGGAACACCAUGUUCUUCCGCUAUUUGUUGGGAUGGAUCAAUCCCCUGAACAUUGCUUUAGUGAAGUCCUACCAGCCCGAGUGGACUAUGAGGUACUACUGCAAUGUCAACGUCAUCCAGGACUACUUAAUUCCUUUGACGGAGCUCAAGCCCAUGUUGGAUUUGGGAGAUGAUUCCUUAGGUGUAUAUCCAAUUUGGCUGUGCCCCUAUCUCAACAAGCACCACGAAGUUCGGAGCAUACAUCAUCCUCAUUCCGACAAAGAUGAAAUGUAUAUUGACGUGGGCUACUACGGCCUGCCAUCAGUGGUGAAUUUUGACAUGAAGUCUGCUUUGCGGCGGAUCGAAGAUUGGCUUCUGCCACGCAAAGGCUUUGUGAUGCUCUACGCCCUGCACACUUUGGGAGAGAAAGACUUGCGACGGAUGUUCAGCUUCGAGGCAUACGAUCGCGUUCGCAGCCGAAUGGGCUCCGCCUCGAUUUUUCCCACCAUCGACGAGAAGGUUCGAGUCGGAUGAACAUGGACGUGGGUCGAAUGCACAUUGGCCCCUGCAUCCCUGGUGAAAACAGACCAGGGUGGGAGAGUCAUCGUUGCAGUGGCAAUGGCCAGAGUGAGUGGAUCUGGAUUUUCCAAUUUCGAACAAUUUGGAUGUUGCUUUGCAAUGCUUUGGACGAGAUUUGAGAAGAUGCUGUUUGUUUCUUGUUUGCUUGAGAA